This is a messenger RNA of Porites evermanni, 17250 nucleotides long. NCBI's taxonomy places the organism in Eukaryota, Metazoa, Cnidaria, Anthozoa, Scleractinia, Poritidae. The record is from the annotation of a GenBank genome assembly.
AAACAACAUGGCGACAGCUGGGAUAUUUUUGGAGUUACGAAAAUAUUCGCGUAUUUUUCGGUGUUCCCCACAUUUAGCAGCAUCAGACGAAUAUGAAAAUCAGCUUCAUGACAUUUAAGAGCCUUGGCCAAAGGCGUUUACCUGGAGCUUUCGGUUUGGAAGGCUCUAGAGCUCGUGUAAAUAGCCGACUGAAAUUGGAACAGUUUGAGCGUUCUGUACUGAAAGGUGGCGCUGUGAGAAGACGGUAUUUGUUAAUUUACAAGUUUUCAAGACAUUCACUUAGUUGUUCGAGGAAAAAAUUGUCGUUAUUGUAUUAUUUUCAUCAUGCCAAAGAAAGAAGAAAGCUUAAAGUGGGCCUGUAAAUAUUGCACAUACUUUAACUGGCCGUGUUCCGUAAAAUGUACUUUGUGCUCCGCUCCGAGACCUCCGCAAGUUAUCACGCAAGACGCGAGUAGACAGACAAGUAUUAGCGACGAUAUAUACGAGACAGCCAGCAGUGACAGAAUUAUUUCGACAGAUCCUCUUAUUUGUACUUCAAGCGACAGAAACUCGCAGUCUUCACGAUUUGCUGAACAAACUGAAGAAAAAUGGACGUGUUCGUCUUGUACGUACGAAAACUGGCCUCGCUCACUUCACUGUUCGAUGUGCCGGGCGCCGAAGAAUAAAUCAGUAAAGAAUGGAAGACAAAAUAUAGAGCAAGGGAUUGGAAAUAAGGACGCCACUUCAAGAAGUGUUUCUCCAAAAUCGCCAAGGUCUGUCGGUAGCAACGGGAGGCUCGAUUCCAAAACAAUAAACAAUGACAAGAACAGAGCGCUGUUGAAGAAUCAUAAGUGGACUUGCCCUCAGUGUACGUACGAAAAUUGGCCUAAAACUCAAAAAUGUGCUCUUUGCAAGUGUUUAAAGCCCGCUAAAAUAAAACAUGAAGAAUUCAGCAAAAAUACACCAUCAGACAACAACUGCCACUCCAAGAGGCCAUCUACUUCAAAAAGAAGAUCUCCCCCUUCUUCGGUUAGUGAGGCCACAUUAGAAAUCCAACCAACCAACCAGAAGACUGGGGAAAAGAUAAUUUAUGACAUUCCAGCCUCGGAUGAUGUCAAUGACAAUGAAGAAAUGUUGCAAAUUCGCAAUCGCCUUCAAGAUUCUGAUUGGUUGUGGCUAACAGCUUGUAUAGGUGUCGUUGAAGGUGAUACCUCAUCCGUAGAGACUUAUUUAAGUUCAGGGGGUGAUUUGUCCAGGCAGUUGACAAGAGAAGACUGUUUGGUGUUGAACCGACCAGGAGUAUUUGAAGUGGGACAUACGCUUGUUCACUUGGCUUUUAAAUUUAAAAGAGAUGAGUUGAUUACUGUGUUACUGACUCCAGAAGUGAAGGGACACCAUUUAAGACGGGUGCCCUGCAUCGCAUGCCCUGAGCUAGCAGGAGACAUUAGAAAGCAAAUAAGACAUACCAUGAGGCAACGCAAAGGAGACUGGCGCUGUUUCUUUUUCACAGACCAGGUCACUUUUGCUUUAGCAGCAGGUAAGAAUAAAGUUGUCACAAUAAGAGAAUAAUAUUAUUAUAAUUGCUUUCCUAUUAUGCUUGCUGAAACAUUUUGCAAGUAGUAGGAACAGUAUGAGUAUAUAAAAAUGGUAAUUGCUUUAUUUACACGUUAAAAAAAUCAACUUUGUGGGUCUAUCAAAUAUCCAUGCAUCCCAUGUAAGGGAGAAUUGGGUGUAGGGGUUGAAACAUAUUGGGGAACAAUAAUCGGACAAUUCUGGAACCAGGUAAUUACCAUUAAAUGGCCUAUCCAAUAUAGCAGACAAAUUUGGUUUGUCUUUGAAACAUCUAAGCCAAAAAAAUUUAUCUGCAUUGGAAACUGUUUACUCUUAACAGGCUGUUGCAUCUGUCAUUGAUUAGUGGAAAGAAUUAUGGAUUUACAACAAAUGAUUGGCAAGAAAAACACUUUUUCAUUUAUUUACUCGAUUUUGUCCAGUUUUUAUCUGGGACAAGUUUUGCAGAUUGUCCCGUCUGGGACAAAAUAUGUAAAAUCGUGAGAAACCAUCCACAUUUGUUAAGCAUUGGGGAUGACAGUAGAGUCACUUAAAUAAACAACUUUUACACUGGUGCAGGUGGACCCAGACUCAGGAAACCAUAAACAUCUAAAAUAUUUCACGAAUGUAUAUUGUGCUGUGACCAGUCAUAACAAAGGAAGCCUCAAAACCACAAUCUAAUUAUCAUUGUUGCUUAUGGUUUAAGUUUCUCAUGCCUGAUUGUAUUUUUCCCAGCAACACAAUCACAUAAUCCAGAAAUAUUUCUGGCCCCAGUUCCUGAAAGGCCGAUUAAUGCUAAUCCAGGAUUUAAAAUUUUGUUACAUUUUUGUAUUUACCUUCCUACGCAUCACUUAGAGUAAUAUUCUAUGUUAUCAUCAUUGAAUCUUGGAGUAAAGGCAAGAAUGUACUUUGUAGGCUCUAGUGGACAUAUUCUUAGACAAGAAAACCUUGCUUAAAAUUUGGCUUAAUCCUGGGUUAAACUUAACCAUCUUUCGAGGAACCAGGCCCUGGUGUUUAUGGUUUCUGAGUUUCACAGUAAUUUAACAGUAAAUAGACUAGUGCAUUCUUGAAUCUUUUCUAGGGCACAUUUGUUUGACCAUACACUGGAAUAAGAAAACAUGCAAUCAACUCUAGAAAUCACCUGUUUUGGUUCUUUUUCGCAGUAAAAUCCAGUAAAAAUCUGGUGGACAUUGGUAUUUAACCCUUUGACUCCUGAGUGCACUUUAAUGCGCACUUCCAAAUAAGGUGUACAUUUUGCCCCAAAAAAGGCUCCGAAAGGCUCCAUAUUUUGUCAGAUGACUUUCUAUGUUGCUUAUAUGAAUUUGUUUAUUGUAUGAUUCCAUUUCAAUCGGUCGUUCGCCAUUUUGGACUAACUUUUUGGCAAUAUUUCCUCGCUGUGCUAAUGAUAACCUUUAAAAAUGGCAUCAGACACAAAUGGAGUUGAUCGAACUAUAUUCGCAGCAUCGGAUUUUAGCCGUGAUUCAGGUUAGGUGAAGAUUAGUCCAAUUAAAUGGACGAAGACACUGGCAACAAUUCAGAGCUUGAGCAUGCAGAUACAUGGUGUGGUGGUCAAGAGAAUAUCAAAGAAAGAGAGCAAGCGGGCGCUUCGGUGGUCACAAGAUGUACAGUGUCAACUGUAAGAGACUGCUAAAGGCAAACAGCUCUCCAAACAAACGUUAAGUUAAUACACAUAUAUAUUUUGAAACCCUGAUAUGUCUACUUUCUAAAUAUGCCGGAUUAUAGGCACCUUUACCUCAAAGGGAACAUUUGAGAUGUUAUUUAGUGUAUGUAUGUCAUAACUGAAGCAAUAUGACAGAAAAACUCAGGAGUCAAAGGGUUAAGAUGAAUGUAGCAUGGAUGGUCCCAAAAAUUGGGCACAAAUUUUAGCGUAUUCUUACUCAAGAAUAUGAUCAAACAAAUGCUCUCUAAAGUGUGCACUUGAUGCAUUGUGUUUACUGACUCCACCCUCUGUAUGCUCCCUUUAUUUAUUGUUAUACAGCUUGUGUUCUCUCUUUACAGUCUAUGUAGAUUUGAUUAUCUAUUAAUUUAUUAAAAUGUACUUAAAUGUUUUUUGACAAAACUAAGAAAUCCAAGACUUCCCAUCAAGAGUACAAAGACAAGUGUUUGACGACAUUCUUGACAGAGAUGUCCAGAGAGGUAAGAAUGGUUGAGAUAUAUUGAUGAGAGAAAUUAUUUUUUGACUGAAUCCAAGAAUAAGCAAGAUAAAGUGCAUUAUUUCCGUGUUUUGAUUUUCUACUUAAGCGGGAAAGAUAGGCCCAUUUUGCGUGCUUGGGAUUUCCCACAUUGCUCCUGCAAGAAAAAAAAAUUCUCCUUUUGGCCAUGUAUUAAAUCCUUUAUUGACCAAGCUUGUUCAGAACAGAUUUAAGGUCCACAAGUGGAUUAUAUUGCAUGGGUAGUGAAAAAUCUGGAAAGUCAUGAAAUUUAAGAAUUUCACUUUUAUGGAAUUUAAUUGUUUGUCUUUGAGAGCCAUGGAAAAUUAAAGUCAUGUUUGGUAAAUUAGUUAUUGCAGAUGUCAAAGCAAGACCAGUGUAAGAUAGAAACCAGUAAAUAUAAAAGCAUGAACUGCAUGCAUUUUAGUGGACACCAGAAUUUGCAUCUGUUGCACUAAGUGUCAAAAAAUACACUAAAAUAAGGAAUGUUUUGAAAAGUGAAGGCUUGACAUAGGAUCAUGGAAAACUUGAGAAGUUCGUGGAGAAAGUCAUAGCAUUUAAGAGCUCAAAAGAGUACAGACCUUGUAGAAUUAGAUGUAAGUCACUAACUGUAUGCCUUUUUUUCUCAGUUUUAGAAAUUGAGUCUCCAGUUAUAAACUGGAGUGAAGAAAUUACAGAACAGUUAGGAAGUAGGAUUUAUCCCCUUUGGAAUCGAUCAGCUGGUGAUUGUCUUUUAGACUCAAUUCUUCAGGCCUCAUAUGGUGUGUUUGACAGGGAUAACACAUUGAGACGGGCUCUAUAUGACAGCUUAACUGAAGGAGGUUCAAGGUAAAACUGUGUGCCGUCAAUCAACUAGCUAUUAAAAUGGACUUUAAGUUCUUCUCAUAAUAUUUUUUAUGGAACUUAUUAAGGUGGACCUUUGUUAUUCAUAGAAUGAUUCCAGUGCAAUUAAUUAAUUCAACUUUCAAACUUUCCUAUUAUAGGAGGAUCUGGUGAAUGAUAUUAAAAGAUUAAAAUGCUUAUACAUUCACUUUGAUUUUAAACUUUGAACACAGCAGAGCUUUUAUUUAGUAAACAUGUUCUUUAGGGCUUGAAGUCACUGCUUAAAUGCAGUGACCCAGAAGAAUGUGAUAUUUUAGGUUAUGAUGCAAGCAUAAUAUGUCAGUGAAUUACAGAUAUUGAUGCGCCAGUGAUGGCACACUCUGUUGCUCUGACAGUAUUAUGCAAAGUGACAUUUAACUGUCACAGCAAUGUUACAAAUUGAAUGUAUUUUAGUGUAAGUUAAUUUUAUCUUUAGAAUUUGUUUCCAACUGUUAGCAUUCCAUAAAAAUAUGACGAAAAAACAAUGAAAAUCAAUUCCAUCUGAGAAUAAGUUGACAAUUCUGUAGUGUUUGUUUGUUUUACAUACAUACAUACAUACUUUAUUGUUAAAGGGGCUUUUCAGGAACAAUGAUGACAUUACAUUGUUUAUAAUAACUAAUUACAACACUUAAUCUCAUACCAAUUACAAUGUUAGCUAAUUACUAAUUACAAUGUUUUAAACUUAACUAAGAAGUAUUUACAAAAUUAUCUAAAAGCUGGCUCCUUAAGGAACGUUUAAAAAUUUUAACAGAUGGGCUUAACUUAAGAAAAGGUUCCAAAUUGUUCCAAAGUUUAACAGUUCUGUAAUAAUAAAACUGUACAAUAUGGACUGCUGUGACCAGGCACAUACAGUGAUUUGGUUUCACUGCAUCUCAUGUUGUUAAAGUAACAUCUCAUUCUUGUGAUCUUCUCAGGUUUUUCAACCGGUACAAAGAAUGGGAAUCCAUGGAAGCAGAAACACUUCAAUAUUCUCUUGAUGAAGAUCAGUGGGAACAAGAUUGGGCUUCCAUUCUCAGCCUGGCCGGUCAGCCAGGGACGUCGCUAGAACAGACACAUGUGUUUGCCCUGGCACACAUUCUUCGCAGGCCUAUCAUCAUAUAUGGUGUCAAGUAUGUCAAGAGUUUCAGGGGAGAAGUCCUUGGUCUUGCAAGAUUCCAAGGUAAAGGAUGUGUAAGACAUGUAUUAGCUGUCAGUGUUAUCCUUUAUUCAAAGUUUUUUUUUCCCUUUGUUUUGGGGUAUGGUAAUGUAUAAUUAGUAAGAGUUUUUGAGGAAAACAAAGUUUGAACCAACAGUAAGAACCACAACAUAUACAUAUAUGGCAAGAAUUUAAAUUGAUUUAAUUCUUGUGCCAAUGCUGUUGUUGCAAAUUAGACCACACUACAAUUUAUCACGGGCAAAAGUCUUAAGACACUUUUGCAUUUCUGGGGCGUUUCCCAAUAAUUCACACACGUCCAACCCCUCCCCUCAUCCCACAAACAAUGUUGGAUGCGUGUAUCCAGAAUUUUUUCCAAGUUUCAAUUUUGUAUAGGGUGAGGGGAGGGAGAACUGCAAGAAAAUUUUGAAAAGGAUCUACUGUUUUAUAAGGGAAUCCAGAAAUUACGUAAAAUUAUUAAUACUGCAUUACUGUCCCAGAGACUCAAUGAUUGUAGCCGUAUUAAAAUGCAUAAUUUGUAUAGCCGUCUAGUAAGUAUUUGUGAGCCACAAUGUAAACUAGUGGUUUUACCAGUAAUUUGUGUUAACUCGUGAAUGUUUAAUUUUAUUUUUUAGUCAUUUAUUCAUUGAAGUCUGUCUUUAUAAUUAUGCUUUAAUGGUAUUUAAAGAAAUUUCCCAAUCAUUACAAUACACUGCAAAGUUACUUUUUUUUAUUCACUUUGACUUGCCUGCCAUGUACAUGAUAUGAGUUUAACUUUCCAGUAUCCUUGUUAAAAGCUGGCUAUGUAAGAGGGUUGCACCUGUGAAAGUCAUCAGUUCUUUUCUUCCACUUACCCAAACCACUUUUUGUUUCAGGAGUAUAUCUUCCUGUUUUGUGGGAGCAGAGUUUCUGCUGGAAGAAUCCAUUAGUUUUGGGCUACACAAGAGGACAUUUUUCUGCUUUAGUUGCUAUGGAAACUGACAAUUCUAAUGAGCUAGGUGCAGGAGCCAAUGUAGACAGUGUGGACAAUUUUCAUGUGACAUACUUGCCACUGGUUGACUAUGAAGGCAAACUGCUGCCUAUUCAUUUUCUGUCAGCAGAAGAGGUGAGGAAGUUUUUCACAAGGCUCUAUUGCACAAAAUCCAACAAAUCCAACAACCUAUAAAUCCAACCACCCAUCCUAUAACCCUUUUUUUGUAACUGCUUUUAGCAGAAUAUAUUUCACUUGGUAAAUCAUUCUCCACCAGUUUAAAUAUAUGGAAUUUUAUACAUUCACUAUUACAAAUAAGAGCUUUAAGAACAACAACAUGAAUAAUAACAACAAAGCACAAUACAGCACACUUUUGCACUGGCGGUUAAGUGAGAGGUUGUGCAACUUGGAAAUGGCCUGUCCAUGCAAAACAUUAGGGAGUUUAAAAUGUCACAAAUGCAACAACAACAGGAAUUUCAAAAAAGCAAUGUGUCAAAUUAGCAAAACAAUGACAAUGUAAGUGCAUCACACAUUUUGGUACAUUUCUUUACCGCCACUGCAUGACUGCAGAAUGUAAUUGCCCAAAUUCAAAUCAUGAAGAACUGUUUGUAUCAAUUAAAGAAAUGCAACACUAGUGACCUUGACUUGCUUGUAGGAAAACACAUGGGUUAAAAAAGGCAAAAAAUUUCUGGCUGAGGGCAGGUAGGAAAAAAGAGAACCAAAACUUGAAAACAUUGAGUGGACACUUUCAGGGCAACAGCAUGAUCUCUGGAAAAAGAUAAAAAACACUCAUCUGUUGUUCAAAAGCAUUUUUGCGCAUAAGCAAGUUUACCUUCAUAUUUCUAGAGAAUGUCUACACUAUUCUGUCUAACCUGAAACUCAUAAGGGGUUGAUUUUAACCCCUUAAGAGUUUCUGAUUCAACCUAAAACCAUGGGUCUUUAGUUACUGGUUGUUUAAAUACAACACGUUUCAAUACAAGUUGAUUCAGUCGAGUUGUAAAUAGUUUCACAAACUUGGCUUAAAGAACAAAGAAUAAUCACCCAAAAUGUAUUCCUUGUUCACACACACCAUCUUAAAGUGAUCAGAAUUUUUGUUGUACAGUUUUGAAGCUUGAGUUGUAUCAAAAUGACUUUGUACUGAAACAACCGGUUUCUGUGUCCUUACAUCUUCUCUUGGCAGUCAGAACCAGCUGAAGGAAUUUUAAGGGUUAUGGGUUCAAACCCUUUUCAAGUGUGGACGUUUGUAGGCUUUCUUUUCGCAACUGUUUAAUUUGCAUUCAUACUGCUGCAGUGAUAUUUUCACACUGUAGAAAAAUUAUUCCUAUUAUGAUUUUUAAACUUGACUUGUUUUGCUGUUUACUUUUCAGAGAGGCAAUGAAGAGCGCCUACUGCAUGAGUGGCUAGACUGUUGUGUAACAGAGGGUGGGGUCCUUGUAGCGCAGCAGAAAGUGACUUCCAGACCAGCAUUACUCAAUCAACUGAUUGAUGAUUGGUUGGAUCGCUACAGGAAGCUAAGCAAAGCAAAGUGAAGUCCAAUUGGUUAGGCAGAAUGCAUUUGCUGUUCCUAGAGUUUAAAGAAUUUAAAAUAUAACAUACUAGCAUAUGCAACUUAUUUAUUAUGUACUGGGCUGCAAAUACCCAUCUGGUAACUUUUGUUGUAGAAGGGACUUACAUGUAUGUCCAAUGAGGUAACCACUUGAGUCAGACGAACAAGCAAAGGUUUUUUGGCGUGCUUUAUGUUGACUUUUUAUCUUGUAAGUAUAGUACUACAUAUACGUAAAUCUUUUGCCUCAAAAUAAUGGUCUUUUGUAUUUGAUCUGAACAGUCAUUAUGUCCAACUCUAUGUAGGAUUUUGUCAAAUAGUGGGCCAGUUUUAGUAGGACAGUGUCUGAUGAGCGAUUAUCAUUUGCGGCUCUGGAUGUAUUUACUCCUGUAAACAGACAAAUGCAGACAGGGGAGAAGAUUCCAACCUUCUCUCUGGUCCUGGUUGUUCAAACAUGGAUAGCGCUAUCCACCAACUAAAUCUCUAUCAAGUAAUCAAGUAUUAAGGAAUCCAAUUACACUAUUCAUUGGAUAGAAAACAAUAGGCUAGAUGUAUAAAUUUAAAGUUAACAAAACUAACAGAUGUGCGUGCACACAUCUAUAGAGAAAGCAUCAGAUUGAUGUGUCGACCUGUUGAUUAAGGUCCCAUAACUGGAUAGAGAUUAAUCCAGUGGAUAGCAUUUUCCACCAUUGGAACAACUGGCCCUGCACAGUUACAUCAUACAAAAUGACCUUUUGGCUCUUCAAAUCAGCUUGUAAAAUGUUCUGCUCACUGUUCAUGAGAAGUUGUUUUACUGUCAAGACCCUUUUUUACUUGCUGAACAUUUCCUAUAUUCUCAUUAACCUUUAUGCCUGAGAGAAAUGAGAAGCUGGUCACUCUUUGCAGCGCUGUCAUUAAAAUUUCAUGUUGCCGGGCUAAUGAUACAAGUAGGCGGGGAAUUCAACAGCUAGGGGUUUUGUUUGGUUCUAUUUUUCUUCUAUUUUCCUACAAAAGUAGGCAGGGGUCACAUUCACCAUAGCCAGGGAAAAUCCGUAGCCACCGGACCUUAAUGACAGCCCUGCUCUGUGGGGUUAAAGGGUGAAAUUUACUCUGUAGAAUUGCAGCUGCUCCAUAAGACAGUGGUGACAUUCUGGGUUUUGUUCACUCAGAUACUCAUAUAUUUAGGACCACACUAAAAACUGCAGAGCUUAUUCCGUAACCAAAUGACCCAUUAUGGUGAGCUCUAAAUAGUUGACUUACUGAGGGUCUAGAACAAUAUUGUUGCCAAAUCAUUGUCUAGUCUGUUGGUUUUCUUUUUUGGCUGAUCUUUUAUUUUGUCUUUAGUGUGCAUCAUUAAACUGAAAACAGUCUUGAUCAUCAUCAUAAUUUUGAGGCAUGAAAAUAGAAGCUGUGUAGUAUGGAUGGAGUUUUUUCCAAUUCGUUGUGAAUUUCUUUAUUUCUGCAGGAUAUUAUAUUUUACAUAGAGGUAUUGCUAUUUUCUUGUAUGAAAAGGAGUCAACACUUUUGUUACUAACGACAGUUACCAGGGCUCAAAAUUAACACUAGCAAACUCACAAAAUAGGAGUGGACUUGGAUGUUGCAAAUCAUAAGAAUAUCCUCUAACAAACGUUUGCAAGUAAGCAUUUCUUCUGUAGAAAUUUGAGAAGGAAAGGUAAUGUUUGUUAAAGAACUUUGUGGUAAAAAGCUAUGCGUACACUGAAUUUUAUGACUGUUAUGAGAGAAAGAAAGUGGUUUCCUGUCGUCCACUGUUCACUGCUAUAUGUGGAAGUUAUGAUCCCAGCUGCACAUUUGCACUUUACUGAGUAAGCACAGGCACUGUUUUCAGGUUUUGUGAGCCAUUAUGUUAGCAUUUUGUUUGACGAUGUAUUAAAAACCGCCUUAUACGAAAAAAAACCCUUGACCUAAAACACAACAAAAAUAGUCAGUGAAUUUAAUUCUUUUAAUAGCGCAUGAAAUCUUUCUUUCAAAACUUAAGUUUGAGCCCUUGUUACCAUUCCAGCUUAUAAACACUCUGUAAUAAUUGUAAAGCUGAAAUUACUCUCAAAGGGACUUCUCCUCAUCCAUUCUGAAGAGAGUUCAAAAUUGCUGCUGCUGUUGCUGUUUUCUUUUUUUUUUUGUAAAUCAAAGAAACCUAAAACGUUGAUCUGGUUCAUUGGUUUGAAGGAAUUUUUAAAAACUAUCUUAUCUUAUAGAACUGAUACUGUUAACUAUAAAGUCCAUUAGUUUAAAAUGCCAGAGUGAAAGUGGAUUUCAGGUUGCGUUAAAGUUUUCCAGGCUCCCCACCAAAAUUUACAAACCGUUUUUUUUUUUUCUGUUAAUUAAUUUAAGAUAUCACUUACUUCUCAAAAAUUCAAAAUAAUUUUUGAAUGGGCGAACCGCAUUUUAUUUUAGCUCUGAUAUGGCAAACAUGGCCAAAUGCACUAUCCUGCGAUCAAGCUCUCCUGGGCAAUCUGGCCCCACUCUUCCCUCCCGGCCACACCAGCGAGUUGCGUGAGAGCUUGUUCGCAGGCCAAAAUGCUUGAGACGAACUGAGUGAACAUGUGUUGGUUGUGUGAUUUAAAGAGCCUGGUCGUUGCAUGCAUUCAGAAUUAGCUCCCUAUACUGGAGUGCUGAUUGUUACAGUAAACCUUGAAGCUGAGUAAUUACUGAGCUUAGAGGCAAACCAACUAAUAUUUUGAAAUGUCAGCCGUUAAUGAGGGGGGCUGACGCUUCAGACUAACCAACACUGGAAAGUUCAUCAUUAUAGUAAUUUUAUUCCGAGUGUGGUCUGUAUCUGUAAUCCGUAUCUUAUUUUUGGCACAUUGCUUUAACGUAUCAUUUUGUUCAAUUUGUACAGUUUAAUGCGCCAGUUAGGAAAUUUAAAAAAAUCGUUACAUACAAUGUAAAAAACCAUUAUUGCCAGUUAGGUUAUGCUUAUACAAAUGUAUUAUCAUUUUUCUAUGGUAGUAAAGCAGUUAUGGGAUUUCCAUAGAAAAUACAAGUAGAGUGUCCAGUUGUUGUGUUUUUGGGGCAUAUCCUGGCCAUUCUUGAAACAGACUAACUUUUUGCACAAACUGUCAUUAUCUGUAUACGUAAGGGCUAGGCAAUGGCCGAAUUGAUGCUAGAGAACGAUUAUCCGCCUUUGUUUCAGACGUUUUCUAUCCAAAGGCUAGCUAGUAAAAUUUAGCCUUCGUUUCAGACUACUCUAACCAAAGGUUUGGUUUCGUCGGUGGCGCACGCUAACUAGCAAAAUUUAGCCUUCGUCGCAAACUACUCUAGCCAGAGGUUUAAUUUCGUCGGUGGCACUAGCUUGCGAACAGCAGACGUAUUUUUUCGGAGGGAGAGAAGCGACGACCGGAAAUAUGUCUGCUGUUCGCAGGCUAUCUAGCAAAAUUUAGCCGUCGUAGCAAACUAAUCUAGCCAGCGGUCUAGUAUCGUCGAUGGCGCAGGCUAGCAAAAUUUAGCCUAUUCGGUGUGGCAAGCGUUCGAGAGGGAAGGAGAAGGGAAUUUGGGCGCGAGAUACAGGGUACCCCAACGCGCGCCUUUCGCGCUUCUCUCGCGCCGGAAUCCCCUUCCCUUUCAAACGCCUGCUACGCUGGCUUAAUUUAGUCUUCGUCGAAGACAGUCUCUCUGAUCAGCGCGAUUUGCGGUCAGAUGAUUAGAGCUCAAAUCGCGCAGAAACUUCGUAGAAAGAAAGACAACGACAUCAUGGCCGGGUUGUUCAAAGCUGGGUUAAGAUAACCCAGGGUUAGUUCGAAAUCUGAAUUCAGAUUUGAAAGCUUAAAAAGCAAAUUCAGUUUCAUUCUUUUUGUCCACAAUAUGAUGAUUAGAUGAUCUUAAAAGGAUGAAGAAAAUUAUCCCAGAAAAUGGAUUCGAAUAAAAGAAAAAGAAACUUCGGUUAAAAAUUUAACCUCAGAUUCGCGCUUAUCGGCCUUCGAACAACUUCAGGUAACAAUAUUUAGUAAAAUUCAGCUAUUCUAGUGGUCUAUUUGUCAAUGCUGCGUUCUGAUUGGUUGAGCCACUACUAGGCUAUAUGUUAUAGCCCACUAGUAGCGCAAAGCUUUGGCUUUUUGGCGGUAAAAAACGAUUUAAGUCUAGCUUUAACUAGCGUAAGUUGUUUUGUCUCGACAUUUUUGACCAACUAGUUGGAUUUUACUAAAACAAUUAUUCCUCUCGCCCUCAUGCCCUCUGAGUCAAUAACUACUCAUGGGCUAUUGACUCAGAGCCCAUUCGGGCUCGAGGAAUAAUUGUUAAUUAUACUUUAUCGAUAACCUUUACCCGUUUUGGUUCAUCUAUUUGAAGUAAGUUUUGUUUGCCAUACAAACUCUUUUUUUCCCAUACAAACUCUCAUUUUACGCUUGGGCUACUUGCGAUAGGACGUGCUGUCGAAGAAUACUGGAUGAAUAUACCUCUUAGACGGGUUAUCGUCUCAGUCGGAUAAUUCGUCUCUAUGGCAUAAAUUCGUCCAAUGAACGCGAGUGUUCCAUGGGAUGUAGUGUCACGAGCAUAAAUAUAAAGCUCGUAGGUAGUAGCAAUCGUGGUCUUAAAUCUACGCUCAGUCGUUUUCACGAUCUGAUUUCGAAUACAGGAUAUUUUCAUUUUGUUCACACACACAGUGUUAAAGACCCUGAUGAGCAAUGCUCAAGACAUCUCUCUUGUGUUUCUUUGUGUUUGUUUUCAUCUUCGCAACAAAUAAUCGUAGAUGUCAUUCUACAAGGACAGCUGCGCGGAUACAUGCCAAGCAUGGCUCUCCUGGUAAAGGCGCUGUAAGGAGGUAAUGGAGAGUUUCUCUUCCUUUUAAACUUCUGUGACUAAGGCCCUGUUCAUACGUCGCGUUAUCGUCGAAUUUAAUUCAGACGAAUUUAAUUCAAAGCCUCCCAUGCAAUAAAAUUCGACGAUUCUGUGACGUAUAAAAUGAAUUAAAUUCGUCUGAAGAAUUAAAUUCGUCCAACAACGCUUUAGUAAACCUCGGGCCACUGAUCAAAAACACCGAAAUCUCCACAUGAGCCGGUAGGAUUAAAAUUGUCGUCUAAAUCGGACAGCACUUUACGAAGGUUAAUCGACGAAUUUUCUGUGAAUUAAAUUUUUUAAUUCAGUUUUUAAUUUUUUUUAAAUAAACACUAAUGAGUAGCUCAAAGCAAAGCGAGGAUCUUGUUAACUUGAUUUAUUUCUCGGACCGGUUUCGUCUCAUCAAACAGACUUCAUCAGGGGAGUAUAACAAAAUAGAGCUAAGGAACUAACUUUACACCUAAUGAUUAAGACAAAGUCACGUUUUUGUAAGGGUGUGAACAGCAUAAAACACCCACAAAAUAUGCGUGCACCCCCUAAAUUGACCUAAACAGGUAUGUGCCGCGAAACAGGGUAUUCUUUGCGGGAUAUUGAGUCUUAAAAAGGGAAUACAAUUUCGUUAUUCAGUGUCUUGAACAGGGUAACUUUCUGGACCGGAUGCAUUGAACAGGGUAGCCUUUCUUUUCCUAGCAGGUACCAGAAAAUCGCUCUAUGGUCUUGACUCAAAUUCGUUUUAACAUGUAAAGGUCAUCUAAAAAUCAGUAUAGUGACAAAUAUAAGGAGCCCAUAACCUGGAGUUAGCAACUUCCAUGUACCUUUGCCACGGUACGGUGUUUUCAACGACUAGUUUUCCUUUUAGAACGAUUUUGCCGUCAAAUUUAGAGUACCAUCAAAGUGUUACUGUGAAACACAAAACCGUGAACACCAGAAAUAUUUAUGGAAUGUUAUUGUGUUGUGAGGAAUUAGCCAAUGAGGCGCGAGAAAACUAAACCGCAAAAGGAGCGGUAAUUAGUUUGUGGUUUUGAGGUUUGCUUGCGUAUCCUGAAGUUUAUUGUGAUUGGCCAGUGCACAAUCAACAUUCCUGAAAUUUUUCAGGUGCUCACGGUUUUCUGAGUUUGACAGUAAUGUUAUUUAGUUUCCCCUAUUCACAUUUUAUACUUCGAGUGCGCUCAUAGACGAGCGGAGCUUUAGUGUUCGCAGGAAAAAGUUCUCUAAAAUGUAGCUAAUAAUAAACCGGUCUGCGUCAUAUGCUUUGUAUGGGAGUUGCUUGCUCUGGCUUAUGGUCUUUUUUGGCUCGACACCUGUGACAGUUCUAGACGUUCUUAACAUCCGUUGUGUUGGAUCAUCGGGUAGCUCAAAAGGUCGACUUAUCAGCCUGCAUAGCAUGCGUCGAAAGGGGUAGGGGAUUGGGGGGAAGGGAAAAAGGAAGGGAGAUUGUAUUCUCCCUCUUCCCCUCUCCCUUUUUGCAUCUGCCACGCAAGCUAUCGACUUGUAGGCAAGACUAGUCAAUGACAGCUGUAAUGGUGGUCUUUUUGCAUGCUGCUAAGGGCAUUCCUUGUUCAUUGCCAAUUUAGCAGCAUGUGUUGCAGAGAAGUUUUCGACACUGACCAGAUAGCAGCCGCUCUGCAAACCUCAUAGUGCCAGGACUGAACUGUUCCGGACAAAUCAUUUCUUUGUGUUCGAGGCGUUUCAGUUGACAAGGUUUCCGAUCAGCCUAGUCCUUACGCGUUCUCGGCUCGGUCAAACCUGGACCUCUACCGUGACCUGUGACGUCACUGAGAGAGAAUCGUCCACCCUUUCCCAGACUUCGCGAGGAUAACGGGGCAACAGAGAACGCAUAAGGACUAGGCUGGUUUCCAGGUAGUUGAAGCCAAAUUUAACUGACCAUAAAAUAAUGUAUAGAUUUAGCCAGGGCUAAAAGCGAAGCUCUCGAUAAUAUUUAUAGUUUGUUCAAACAAAAUAUAAAAUCAUGUUAUGCUCGCCCUGGGGACGAGGUUGCUUUGCCGUUGCUUUGAACGACCACAACGUGAAACUUCCAAAAACUUCCUAGUUACACGUUUUACGGAGGAAAUGUCGUACUUGUUGUUGUUCACUUUUUCUCACUCGCUCAUUUUCACCUUGAUGGCCGCUGGGAUUUCUCAUUUUCUCACCGCCGCUAAAAAAAUUUCAUGUUGUUCUUCCAACAAAUAGCUCUUUAUCUUCCGCUCUAGCUCUCUGACGCUCUUUUUCUCUUUGAGCUUCACUGGCCUGUCGCCCACUUUAUUAUUUCUCUAUAUUCCAAAUUUGUGGACAUCACAAUUAAUCUAAGUUAAUACUUUAGACAACAAGGAUACAGAAACAAUUUCCGCUUUCCGUUUACGUCUUUAUUGACUCUUAAGUUGUCUCUGCUACUCAAGACGCAGGUGGCUAUGCGAUUUCCCGCCAAAAUAACCUCGAGUUGCAUUUGGGUUGCCAUGCCUGUUGGUUGAGUUAUUUCAUAUUGGUAUGCCUGUGGUGCGGAAGGACGGCCGGUCGGGCGUACGGUCAAGUGAUGACCAAAAUUUCUAAGGUAGAUUACCAAAUUUUCUUACCCAUGGUGCUCCGCCUCGCGCGCGUGGAGCUCCACUACAACAAGAAAUUCCGCGGCAAUCGUUCGGACUCUCAACCUUCUUGUAUCAUUGUAGUUUUCUGCAAUCGCGUGGGGCAUGGAGAACAAAAUAAAUUUUACAAAUCUGGUGAUCUGUUCUGUCUGUUAUUCACGUUACUGGCUGCUAUAUUGUCAAGCUGUCGAUUUACAAAUGAACCAAACCGUGGAAUAUCAAGGGGCGUUUCCAGAAUCUUGGCGUUUGCCGGCAAGUGUUUCCUCUUUUCUCGUACCCCUCCCCCUUCGAUGCUUCAUUUCUUUUGCUCAUCAUAUCUAUAUUGUUAUUUUAGUCCUUCAACAAAUCAGUGUGAACAGACUACUACGGUUCCCUUCAAUGGUCAGCGGUCUCCUGGAGUUCAAAGUCUCUUCACAAAGGUUCGAGGCGGACGUCUCAUAUCUAUGGUUGUUAUUGGGGCUUCCAACACAGCUGGAAGAAAUUGGAAGAAAAAUAAAGAGUUGUAUUCGAUUCGAUUCACUGACUGGUGGAAUAAACACGUAUAUAAGUCAACUGGUUCUAGAUUAACGCUGAACAUCAUGGGUAUCGGUGGAAGUUCAAGUGAUCUUUUCCUCUUUUGUUUGCAAAACUAUUUACCGAAACAACAACCAGACAUUGUUUUGAUUGAGUUUGCUAUAAAUGACUUUGGUAAAUACGGCAAGGCAGCUCAACCAAUGGAGCUCCUUACUCGUAGACUUCUUUUAAUGGCAUCCAGGCCUUUGGUUAUGUAUGUUAACUUGGUAAAUCCACGUAUUAUAAAAGGAAAGGUUACGAAUACUAAUUGUCAAAAUAUGGAAGAUCUUGGUCUCGAUGACUUAGCAAAGUACUAUGGAAUGCCAUCUGUCAGUAUGAAAGAUUUUGUCUGUCCGCUGACCAGCUCAGGUAGACGAAAAUUCAAAGCUAAAAUGGACCUCUUUGCACCCGACGGGAUGCACGCAGGGCGCAAGUCACACAAGAAAAUAGCAUCUAUGAUCAUUGAAUAUUUUAGAACUAUUUUGGCAUCAAAAGACUGCGAUAGAUCUUUAAAAGGAAAAAGCAAUAAAAAAGCCUCGCUUUCUUUGUUAAAGCCGUUAUACAGCGACCCGUCAAUAAGUGAUAUUCAACUAGCCAAAGCCAUGUGUUGGACUCACUUAACUCCAAACUGGAAAAUUCCUUUAAAACAAUCCCUGAAGGCACGUGUGAUCGAAUCACGUGGGUUUGCCUAUGUUUCGCCCUUAAUGUCAUUAAAAAAUGGAACUGUUGAUCUCUCUGAAAGGCACAUGGACGGUUACGGUGGCUGGACUUGCCAGCCUGGAAAAGGAACAAAACACCUCACAGUUCGAUUCAACGUUCCGAAUACGAAUCCACUAGUGCUUCCAUCCAUUUCCGUUGUAUUACGUUUGAAUUAUACAGCCACAAUGGUCAAAAUGUCGCUAAAUGAUGAGCAAAGAUCAUGUAUUCUUGUGAAAACCGAAACUCAGCGGAGAAAGUGGGUAAACACUCGUAUAUAUCCUUUAACAAGUCAGAUAACUCCAGGAAAGUAUGCUAUUCGCAUUGAAUGUACAGCAAGGUGGAUGUUAGUAUGUGGAAUUGUGAUUGGAUAUCAUGGUUACCAUGGUUACGAAGGAUAUAAACCAAUUGAUGAAACUGUAAUUAACUGUAGUAAGGAGGGUGGGGUUUAG